Messenger RNA from Drosophila kikkawai, 480 nucleotides. The record is from RefSeq and is a predicted model, not a curated record. Lineage: Eukaryota; Metazoa; Arthropoda; Insecta; Diptera; Drosophilidae.
AUGAUGAUGAUGAUGGGCAGCGAUUGGAUCAAUCGAAUGCGGAUACAGACCAGAGUAUACAGUUACAUGCGUGGGCUGAUACUUGUGACUAUCCUCUGCCUGACGGCCAGCAGCCUGGCAGCUCCCGCUCCAGAACCCGCACCUGAACCAGCUCCUGCUCCAGCUCCCUCGCCCAGCAUUGGAUUGGGCCUGGGACAUGGUUAUGGGGGAUAUGGUCUCGGACUUGGACUAGGAAUCGGUCACAUUGGCGGCCUCUAUGGCGGUCACUAUGGAGGAUUGGGUUUGGGCCUGGGACUGGGCUACCAUGCUCCCAUCGUUUCCAAGACAAUCAUUGGCAAGAGCUAUCUGGGCGGCUAUGGAUUAGGCCUGGGUCACGGAUAUAUUGGAGGCUAUGGAGGACACGGACUCUACGGACAUGGCCUGGGUCUCGGUCUGGGCUACGGACUGGGCCAUGGCUAUGGCUACGGCCAUGGCUGGUAG